Neurospora tetraspora is the source of this 902-nucleotide messenger RNA. RefSeq lists its product as uncharacterized. Lineage: Eukaryota; Fungi; Ascomycota; Sordariomycetes; Sordariales; Sordariaceae. Bases 226 to 846 code for a protein of 206 amino acids. The transcript is spliced from 3 exons. The record is from RefSeq and is a predicted model, not a curated record.
AGACUGGCUAGGAGAUGGCUGUUUCAAUCCGUUAUAUUCCGGCAGAAACCUCCACACUUGCUGCCGUCCUUGACUGCUACAGGGUAGCAUCCUCGUUAUGCGCCAUUCCGAUUUGAGUAACUUCAAGAAGCCUUCUGGAAUGUUUUGGUGCCGAUUCCGGCUGUGCUGUGUUGACUGUUGGCCGCCAUAACCGCUUACUAAGGACCAAAUGAGAAGCUGCUGCGGAUGCGUCAACCUCGGGUACAGCACAAGGGACAUCGUCCGCUGGACCAUCAAAUUCAGCUGCCACCUGGAUGUCUGUUGGGGUAUACCAAAAAUCCACAAAUUUUUUACCUGCAAACAAACCGAUCGUGUAAAGAGCGAGCGAACACCCCGUUGUUUCUACAACACCAGCGAGACCAGCUAUAUUGCUUAAGCCUCCCACAGGAAGCAGCAACUAGCUUGUGGUUCUCGGUUAAUGAUCCAAUUAGGAACAGCAUUCACUUCAUCGGUGGACGAUCACCAACAACCUAUCUCGAGUCUAUCUACGGUAUCACCCUAAGAUACAUUCAUAGCUGUGAAUGGGGCCACACACCUGUUGUGGACCAGGGCUCAUCGACGUCGACGAUCUCGAUUUCAUGGGCUUAUGUGGAUCACCUCUUUUCUCUCUUACAGCCAGGCAUUCUAUCUUACCAUUAUGGCAUAAACCUGCGCUCGUGCAUACCCUCAGUUGCAAGACAAUAUGACCCGCGAUGUCAAGCACGAGCACGUCACCGGGUUCCGCGACUAUGGAUGAUACAUUCUAGUCUUUCAAAACGGCGCUUCUUCUGGUAUAGAUCUCAUGAAGUCGUGUGGAACUUUAUGUAGUCGGAUGCUUGCUAUUUAAACUCCGAUUGUAGCGCGAAGUAUCUCCUGGUACCCAC